This is a messenger RNA of Drosophila elegans, 1324 nucleotides long. RefSeq names its product protein terminus. The transcript has a single exon. NCBI's taxonomy places the organism in Eukaryota, Metazoa, Arthropoda, Insecta, Diptera, Drosophilidae. Bases 47 to 1324 code for a protein of 425 amino acids. The record is from RefSeq and is a predicted model, not a curated record.
AAAUUUCCUCGACAUUUGAGAGUUAUAUAAUUGCCAUACCACAAUCAUGUACGACGAGGAGCCAAUCUCCAGCUUUGUGUUCUCCAACGACGAGACGACGCAGACCUUCCACCACCAGUGGUUUGCCCAGGGCCAGAUGCACGAGUGCCCCACCUGCUACAGCUCCAUCCACGCCGAUGAGCCGCCAUCCCAGCACUGGCUACGUGGCGGAGAGGCCUCCCAGGGACUGCAGCUCACCAAGCAGCAGCAGGCCGUCCUGGACAUCAUCGAGGCCCGCCAAAUCGAGACCUUCUUCUUCUGCGACGAGAGCUCCAAAGACAAACUGGACCACUUCAUGGGGGAGACCUGUGCCCGGGGAGUGCCCGAGCUGCUUCGCUGGAUGUUCCAGAACAACACGGUGGCCGUGGAGUUUAGUCUGGCCUGCUAUGUAAACUCCAUGGACCAGGUGCUGAUCUUCCAAAGCGGAUCCCUCCGAGUGGAUCACCACUACGACGUGGACGAGAGUGUGGGAGUGGUCUAUGAGAUGCUGAUGCAGCGGAUCGAGAACUACCUGCACUGCAGCAGUGAGUAUGGGAUGGACGAGUGCAGCAUCACCAGGCUGAGGGUGCAGGUGAAGCGGAUUCGGGUGGAUGCGGAGAGCCAGAGCGCGGAGUCGGUCCACUUUCCGCUGCCCCUGCAGCUGAAGCAGGAGGAGGGUCUGUCCACCACCUCCACCAGCGAAUCGGAACUGGCCAGCCUGCGCUCCGCCUACCUGAAGCACUUCCGCGAAUGCAACGGCUACUUCCCGCCCAACAUGCGGGUCAAUCUCUACGGGCUGCAGCAGUGCAAGACCACCAAGGAGCUGUAUGUGGUGCCCUACCACAUCAGCGAAACCCUCCAGCAGCUGCCCAACAAGAACUUCCUCAUCCUGAACAACAUAAUGGGGCAGUUCCAGCGGCUGCACGAGCUCUCCACCCCCGUCAAGUCCAUCGAAAGGGACCCGCUCGGCUCGCCCAUGAAGGAUCUCCACUGUCGCAGGUGUCGCACCCAGUUCUCGAGGAGCAGCAAGCUGCACAUCCAUCAGAAGCUGCGCUGCGGCCAGGACUUCUCCGUGGACAGCAUGCACGCGGACAUCGUGGAGAUCUACGAGCAGUGCCUGCCCAUCUCGAGGAGCGUCUUCCAGUACGCCUGCUACGGCAUCACCAAGCCCAAGACUGUCAUGCGUAAGGGCCAGUUCGUGCCCAUCGAGUGCGACUGGCGCAGCGAGAGCUCCGUAAAGGUCCAGCAUGGUCCCUGUGUCGUCAUCAGCAAUGCCCAGCACAGCAGUCCUUGUAAAUUCUAUUAA